Molecule: messenger RNA, 1784 nt
Organism: Mercurialis annua (annual mercury)
Lineage: Eukaryota; Viridiplantae; Streptophyta; Magnoliopsida; Malpighiales; Euphorbiaceae
Product: desmethyl-deoxy-podophyllotoxin synthase-like
Exons: 2
Coding region: 1-1527 (508 amino acids)
Molecular function (GO): heme binding; oxidoreductase activity, acting on paired donors, with incorporation or reduction of molecular oxygen; iron ion binding
Source: RefSeq, a predicted model, not a curated record
AUGGAACACCAAUUCUCUUUCUUUGCAAUCCUUUCCACCUUCUUCCUUUUCAUCUUUAUGUUACUGAGAAUAUGGAAGAAAUCAAAAAUCAGCAACUCAAUUCCAAAUCUUCCACCAGGUCCAUGGAAGUUACCUAUAAUAGGAAGCAUGCACCAUUUAGCUGGCUCUCUUCCACAUCGCCAACUAAGAGACUUGGCCAACAAGUACGGACCUCUUAUGCAUCUUAAGCUUGGUGAGCUUAAUAAUAUCGUCGUUUCUUCGCCUGAAAUGGCUAAAGAAGUGAUGAAAACGCACGAUAUCACGUUCGCUCAAAGGCCUUUUCUCCUUUCUGCAAGUAUUGGAACUUAUAACUGUUCAGACAUAGCUUUUGCACCAUACGGAGAUUAUUGGAGACAGAUGCGAAAAAUUUGCACGCUCGAGCUACUGACUGCAAAACGCGUGCACUCGUUCAGAUCAAUAAGGGAAGAAGAAGUGUCAAAACUUAUGAGAUCCUUGUCUUCAGGUGCAGCAGGAUCGCCAGUCAACUUUAGCAAGAUGUUCAAUGCUGUGACGUAUAGCAUUAUUUCAAGAGCAGCGUUUGGCAAGAUAUGGAAGGGAGAAGAAAUUUUCAUACCAAUUGCAAAGCAACUAAUAGAAGCAGCUGGAGGUUUUACUCUUGCUGAUGUGUAUCCUUCCAUCAAAUUGCUUCACUGGAUAAGCGGGAUGGUGCCUAAGAUUAAGAGAAUUCAUAAUAAAGCGGAUAACAUAUACCAAAACAUCAUUGAUGAUCACAGAACUAAAAGGGCAGAAGCAAAAUCAGAUGCUUACGAUGAAGAAGAUUUUGUAGAUGUCCUUCUUAAUUGUCAGGAGAAGGGAGACCUUGAUAUCCCUAUAACAGACGACAAUAUUAAAGGAGUCCUUGUGGACACUUUCAUUGCUGGUAGUGAGACAUCAUCUACCACAGUAGAAUGGGCAAUGUCUGAGCUGCUGAAAAAUCCAAAAAUGAUGGAAAAAGCACAAGAAGAGGUUAGGAGGGUCUUUGCAACUGAGGGAACUGUUAAUGAAGAACGACUCCACGAACUCAACUUUUUAAAGUUGGUCGUCAAGGAAACUCUACGGUUACACGCUCCUGUCCCAUUAUUACUUCCAAGAGAAUGCAGAGAGAGUUGUGUGAUUAACGGUUAUGGCAUUCCAGUUAAAUCCAGGGUAAUUGUAAAUGUGUGGGCCAUUGGAAGGGAUCCCAAUUACUGGCCGGAAGCUGAAAAAUUCAAUCCAGAGAGAUUCUGUGAUUGCUCCCUUGAUUAUAAAGGGACAGAUUUUGAAUUUCUCCCAUUUGGAGCGGGAAGAAGGAUCUGUCCAGGAUUAUUGUUCGGCAUAGCUAAUGUGGAGUUUCCACUUGCACAGCUGCUAUACCAUUUUGAUUGGGAACUUCCUUCUCAAAUGAAACCAGAAGCUCUCGACAUGGAUGAAGAGUUUGGUGCUGUAGUGAAGAGGAAAAACGAUCUCUGCCUAAUUCCUAAGCCAUACAUUCCUACACUUGCUAAGUAAGAUCUCAAGGUAAUGAGUAAGUUGGAGUUUUAUAUAUUUGGUCAACUGCUAUGGCCACAUCUGAAUAAUUGUCUAUGUUCAUUUAUGUAAAUGUGGCAUUGACCUACCUGUCUAAAUAGUAAUGAGCUUUUAAGUCUGUUCUGCUACAUUGGGUUCUUAAAUUCCUGUUCUGUUUCAGUGAACAGAGUUACUUACUUCUAGGUAAAAGAAUGUUUGUCAAUUUGCAAUGGUAUUUUAGUUUCAUUUUGUUUCUUAAA